Racocetra fulgida is the source of this 458-nucleotide messenger RNA. Lineage: Eukaryota; Fungi; Glomeromycota; Glomeromycetes; Diversisporales; Gigasporaceae. The record is from the annotation of a GenBank genome assembly.
ACAAAAUUUAUAAUGCCAAAGAUCUAAAUUUACUAGUUCUUUGCUCCGAUGGUAUAACGAAUCGUCUUAGAGUAUAUAAGAGAAUGCCAACUCAAGUGCUAUUAAGCUACAUGAAGCAGAACAAGUAUUCAACCGACUUAAUAGAAUUGGCCUGCAAAGACUUGAUCAAAUUAUGUGAUUUAAUCUCUCAAUCUGGAUUUUGUACUGAUGAUAUGUCAAUUAUUAUAAUAGCAUUUUUAAAUAGUAGACCUCUUAAAAAAUGGUAUGAAGAUGCAACAAAAGAUGCGGAAGACCCAAGGGAUUGGUUAAAUCCAUCAUUUAGAGAUGAUGAUUUAUCCGAAAUUUCUGAGCAAGAUUUGGGAGAAGUUGAAACUCCUGUAAAGGAUAAUGGUUUUGAUAUUUAUGACACUUCAAAUCAAUAUUCUGCUGAGGAAGCUGAAGAAUUUGCGGAUAUGACU